UGAGCUGGUUGCAUUUAUUACAGUAGGUUAUCAGUCAGCGAUUGAAUGUCCAAUCAAAUCUAAAUAAACACAAGUGACUUGUUUACUGUGGCAUAAAUGACGACUCUUGGUUAUUCCCUCUGAGCUGCUGAUGGUCAAGGGAAGUUGGCAUUAUGGGAUACAAUGUAGUGCCUUCAGAGCAAUAUCAGCUCACAUUUACUGUAAUUACAUGAACACCCAUUCUAAUGAAGAGAAGUGCACAUGCUAGUAAGACACUACCGGCAGGUUUGUGGAGGACACAAACACCUCAGCCUGCAUGCAUUUGUUUCCAGCAGUAAGAUUUCAGUGGCUGCAGAAUUUCCAUUCCUUACAACCAGGAUAAAACUUCCUAAAUCUGUGUGCCUCAGGGAUGCUGUUAGUGUGCGGAGGUCUAGUGAAUGGACCAUAUGCGCUCAUCACAACUGCAGUGUCUGCUGAUUUGGGCACCCACAAGAGCCUGAAAGGCAACGCCAGAGCACUGUCUACAGUCACAGCCAUCAUUGAUGGCACAGGAUCUGUAGGCGCAGCACUUGGCCCGCUGUUAGCUGGACUUCUGUCUGCAGGCGGCUGGGAUCAGGUCUUCUACAUGCUGAUGACUGCUGACUUUCUUGCUCUGUUGCUUUUGCUACGGCUCGUGACAAAGGAGCUGGCCUCAUCUAAAUCCCAUCCUAUCUCCACUGUAGAGUAAGUCCUCCUGUUAUCUCGAUCAUGAUUAUACUCAGCCUGACUGCUGCUUUUGGUGCUGUACUGUAAUUCUUG
Neolamprologus brichardi is the source of this 777-nucleotide messenger RNA. NCBI's taxonomy places the organism in Eukaryota, Metazoa, Chordata, Actinopteri, Cichliformes, Cichlidae. The record is from RefSeq and is a predicted model, not a curated record.